AUGACGGGCGACUCGUCUCCGGGCCUCUACCCCCGCUACUGCUUCGAGCUCUCUCCCACUCAUAACACAUGGUGCUUGAUGCACGUAUCCGAUAUCCAUCGCCUGGUAUCGGUUCCAGACUAUGAAGCCCAGGACUUCUACUUCUACAGGAACCUCCCGAUCAAAUGGGUUCGCGUUGUUGGCAUCGUUGUCGCAGUUGACGACUACCCGGGCCGGCGCAUAUAUACGGUCGACGACAGCAGCGGCGCCUGCAUCGAAUGCACUGUCAUGCUGAAGACACCUCCCUCCGCCCCCCAGGGCCAGCCGAAUGGGCAAUUCGGCCUGAGGCCUCAGCCGCUGCCACGGGCUGAUUGCGUGGACGUCGACGUGGGCUCGGUGCUUGACAUCAAGGGCGGCCUGACUACGUUUCGCGAGGAGAUGCAGAUCAAGAUUGACAAGGUCAAGGUUCUAAGGUCCACGGAGCAAGAAGUUGCGCUAUGGGAGCGGCGCACGCAGUUCCGGAACCAGGUCCUCCUAGAGCCAUGGGUGCUCACAGACAAGCAAAUACGGCGGUGCAAGAGGGAGCAGGAGGACGGCGAUGAUGAUGAGAGAAGAAGACGAAAGAAGGAGAAGAGGCGAGAAGAGAAGAAGCGGGCCGCCGAAGAGGAAGAGAAGCGACGCAAGGCUGCCGCCGAAGCAGAAGUCGCGAAUCGAUAUCGGUACCACAAGAUGAGGAAGAGCCAGAAGGCACAAGAGCGAGGCGCAGGACCAUCUUCUACACUACUACGACAUGUUCUAGACGAGAACAUGAGGGGCAAGUACAAUGCCCUUGGCCUUUGA
Messenger RNA from Colletotrichum gloeosporioides, 819 nucleotides. RefSeq lists its product as uncharacterized. Lineage: Eukaryota; Fungi; Ascomycota; Sordariomycetes; Glomerellales; Glomerellaceae. The record is from RefSeq and is a predicted model, not a curated record. The transcript is spliced from 2 exons. Bases 1 to 819 code for a protein of 272 amino acids.